Messenger RNA from Drosophila innubila, 3386 nucleotides. Its product is annotated as centrosomal protein of 162 kDa. The record is from RefSeq and is a predicted model, not a curated record. The transcript is spliced from 7 exons. NCBI's taxonomy places the organism in Eukaryota, Metazoa, Arthropoda, Insecta, Diptera, Drosophilidae. Gene Ontology annotation, biological process: cilium assembly. The coding region runs from base 6 to 2744 and encodes 912 amino acids. Gene Ontology annotation, cellular component: axonemal microtubule; centriole; centrosome.
GCGCCAUGUCCAAGGUGCUCAGUCCACACAAGCAGCAGACGGUGUCGCGCCAUCGGCCACGCCCACGCUUGCGCCAAAUGGGCGGGGAUGGGGGUGGGGGCGGUGACAUGGAGGCAGAUGUAGUGGAUGUGGAUAUGGUGAGCAUGGAUCUGGACACACUUGACUAUACAAGUGGCAGCUCGAUCAUUGAGUUUCUGGCCAAGGAACAGGAUUGCAGCAUCGAGCCCGCUGAUCCGGACACCAUAUUCCAGGAGGUUAAUCGCCUCUCAGACAACACCGACAUGCGCUCCGUGGAUGAGCUGCUGCUGGAAGCAGAGCGUCUCAUACAACAACAGCUGCGACUGGGCGCCGCUGACGGAGAUGCCAACGGCAAUAAUGAUGUGCAGCUUAAGCCGAGCUCCCAAUUGGAUCGGCAGACGCCCUCGUCCUCGUCGCCACAGUCGUUGUCAUCGCCACAGAACAGCAUCAAGCUGAACACGCGCUACACGCGCUCCAUUGAGCAUGUCAAUAUCAAUGUGAAUAAGUCUAGUUCCCAACCCAACUCAAGCAAGCCAAAGUCCUUAUCCCCCAAGCAGACUAAAGGGCAGGAGCAAGCCCAGACGCCACAGGAGCUAAGCAACAGUGGCAACUUCGUGGCGUUUGUCGAGAACCUGCCCUCGGAAUCGGUCAUCUCCGAGGAGUCCACGCCCAAGGAUAUGCUUAAUCACACACAGAACGGUCAGGCUAUCGCCCAGUUUCAGCUGGAACACCUCGAUAACACGGACGACGAUGAGGAUACGAUGGAGGAGAUAACUGAAGCGGAGGAUUGUCCACCUUUGACUGCCAACUCGCGACGCAGCUCCUGCCAAGCGACAGGACCUGGUCCGGUUUCAGGCAACAAAUGCUACAAGCCCAUUGCUCCCAUGGCCAGCUAUUGUGAGAAGGCGGUGGGCAGCUCCCCGAAGCAUCUGGUGAGCACAUUGAGCUCCCCAAUUGAGCAGAUUGCCUGCAGUGUGCCGCGGGAGCAUGCGCUCAAGCAUGAGAUUGAGCAGCUGCAGGAGCAGCUGAAGGACACCGAGGAGCGACUCGCCUCGGUGCGAUUGCAGAGCGAAUCGCUGUCACAGACUCAGCGGGCACUGCGGGAGCACAAUGGACGGCUGCAGGACGAGUCCGAGAUGCUCAAGCUGGACGUACAGCAUUUACACGAGUGUGCGGGAGUUCUGCGUGCCGAGCUGCAGUCGGCACGUCGGGAUCGCGAUGAGGCCGUGCAAUUGGAGCGAUCGCUGCGAGCCGAACUGGAGGAGGCGCAACAUGAGCGACGCCAAGCGGCCGAUGUCAAGGAGAAGGAUGCCCGGCUCAUUCAGGAUCUGCAGCGGCAGUGCCGCGAAAUGGAGCGCAUUCUAAUGCGCAAAUAUCCCGAUUCCGUCUCGGCGUUAAUUGUUGCAUCCAAGAAUCCGGGCAUUUGCUCGAUGAAUGACCAGGAGAACUUGAGCAGCCGCAAGCUGUUGGAGCAGCGCAUCGCACAGCUGGAAUCAGAUGCCAAGGAGCAGGAUCGCAAGGCUCAACAGAUUCUGGCCAAUGUGCAGGCACGCUUCAAUUCGGUGCAGGCCAAAUACGAGACGCACAUUGCCGAUUUGGAGACCCAAGUGCUCAGCCUGCAAGAGAUCAACACAAAGCUGAACGAGCAAAUCGAAUCUCAAGUGCGCACACUGGAUCGCUUCAUGCACAAGCGUGCCGAUAGAUACUACAACAACUGCACCCAGACUGACGACCAGGGAGCAGGUGGGGAGCAGCUCCAUUUACCGGGCGACACGAAGGCAACCCAGACGCAGGCGAAUGGAACAAUGCGUGAUCACAGCACCAACACGAUCGGUUGCCCCUCGCCCAGCAUCAUCUGUCAGCAGCAUUUACAGCAGCAACAACAACAGCAACAGCAGCAGCAACAGUUGCACUCGGCCGGCAGCAGCAGCACCAGCAGCACCGCCAAUUCCACACCAAACACAUCGCGUCCCAACUCCAAACAGAGUGGCACUCAAAGACGCAUACCAAUUGGCUCCAAGCUGCCCAUAUCCCAAUCGGACUCGACACUAUCAUUGCUCAGCCAUGGUCAGGGUCAGUCUCAGUCUCAGACUCAGACUCUAGGUCACAAGGAGGAGACACAACUGCUGAGCUCAGUGCGCAGCAUGCGCGUGGAUUUGGCCAUCAAAAACAAGGCAAUGCAGCGAUUGACCCGUGAGCUGGAUGACUGCAAGAAGACCAUAAGGAAGCUGCAGCGCGAUAAUGGAGCAGCCACUGUCAGUGCAGUAAAAACUCUUGGCAGUGGCUUGUCUGCCAGUGGAAGCAGCAGUCAGCGCUUUAGUCAUAGCCAACAUUACCAGGAUCAUGUGCCUCCCACCACAGAAAACCAGGCCCUGAAGGAGGCUCAAAACAAGUACCACCUGCUGGAGGCUGACUAUAAAACGCUACACGAUAAGCGAUUGCAUGAUCUGAAGACAUUGCAAAGUGCCCAUGAGCGUGAGCUGGCGUCGUGCAACGAAGCGGUUCGCAUAUUGCAGCAGCGUCUCAAUGAACGCGAGGAGGCAUUUGCCACACAAAAGCGCCGCAAGGUGCCAGUCGAUUAUUACGCACUCAAAGCCAAGGUUUCACUCCUGGAGCGUCGUCAUUCGGAGCGGGAAGAGCGAUUGCAUAUGCUUGUUGAGGCACUCAGCAAGGGAAGACUCAAUGGUGCACUGGAGGAUAUGCUGCAAGAGAAUAACAACAAAUAGAAUACCAUACUAAAUGUAAUUAAGUUGAAUACAAAGUUGUGUGACUGAUAGAAGAGUUGAGUACUUUAUGAAUAAGUAUCCAUACUCAAUUAUGUUAAACGCGAAUCAUUGGAUUUAAAUCAAAGCAAAUCAUAUUUUAAUGAUUCUUCUGUUAUUCGUACUGUACUGAUAAGUUACCCAAUUACCAAAUUUCACUUGUGUUGAACAAUUCAUAUUUUUAUAAAUGUAUUCAGGUACUCGUUAUUCAGAAUUCGAGUACUCGCAAAUAGUUCAAACGCAUGCGAAUUCCAGCCAAAUUGUAUUUUUUUUUUAGCUUGAUCUCAAAUAAAAGGCACAAUUGUAUGCCAAAGACAAAAGAUAUAUAUGCGCAUGAUCCGGCCGAAAAGUUUAUAUGUUAUAAGAAGAGAAAAAAUGUUGUAAGCCCGAACUCCAUAAAUAUUGGACGUAUUCUAGAUAGUUUAACAAUUUAAUUGGAGUAAACAUUGAAUUCAGUCAAUUUCAAAUAGGACUUGAACUGAUGGGAGGAGGUAUUACCUUCUUCUUGCUCACCAUAAUUGUUUGUAAAUAUUGCGCCACUGUUGAGUAGCAAAUAGAGUUCAAGUGGUUUGAGAAAUCAGUUGUGUUUUGGGCAUGCAAUUCAAA